AUGAAUCGGUCCGUGGCACCACUGUCAGAUAUGCAGCUGAAUAGGACAUUGUCCCUCAUGGGGGAUCUUCGAAGUGCAGAUCUCAAGGAAAUAUGUCGAAGUUUAGGGUUGACAGUAGGGGGAAGAAAAGCAGAGCUUCAGAAUAGAAUUUCAGACUUUCUGGUCAACUGUCGCGUAUCAGGAGACAAUUCAAGUUGUCUGGCGGUGCGAGACCUUAUUUUAUGUUCUUACCACAAGGAGGAUCUUCCAGACUAUGAAACUUUGCUACAUAAUUACCAGGAAUCGACGCAGAAAAGCGAUGAUGAUGCACAUAAAUCGAUUCUGGCGCGACAGAUACACAUUUAUUUCAAAAAGAGCCCGUUCUACACGCUUAAAAGAAUGGUGAGUGCCGAUGGAAAUGCACAGAUAUUGGCAAGAAAGCAUCCAAAGGGUCGUGGGACGGUCAGAUUUACAUUUAAGCUUCGGCAGAGUGAACUUAAGAUGCUUGAAUCGUCUCCAAACAUGCGUUUAUAUCUAGUUUCGGGCGCUAUAAAUGACCUAAACUACACCAGAACGCAGUCCGAAGACCGGUAUGUGGAAUUCCCACAGCCAAUCAAGAUCAUCUACAACAAUAAGGUUCUUUCGGACAAUGUGAGGGGAAUUAGAGGCCAGUUGGGCUCGGCCAAACCGGCAGAUUUAACACCAUAUCUUCAGAAACACCGCCGGAAUGCGGUCGACCUAGUUUUCGCAUACACAACGAGGAAUUACUUGAUGCAUUUAUACAUAGUGGAGGUGACUCCAGUGGAAGAUCUAAUGGAUAAUAUAUUAAAACGGCCCCACAUUCCUCCGCAAAGUACAAUUGCAAUGAUCAAAGAAGAUGCCGAGGGUGAGGACAUGGUGGCAUCAAAGGAAAUCGUCAGUUUGAAGUGUCCAUGUAGUUUUAUGCGUAUGGAGUAUCCAUGCCGAUCGCAAAAGUGCGAACACAUUCAAUGCUUUGACUGUUAUUCUUUCUUAACCCUUCAGGAGCAGGCACCGACGUGGCUUUGUCCAAUUUGCUCGAAAAAAAUCAAACUUUCGUCAUUGGCAAUUGAUGAUUACUUCCUCAACAUCAUCCAAAACUCGGGUGCGGAUGUCGAGUCCGUUGAACUGUAUAGAGACGGCUCCUGGCUUCCGAACGACCUGCAAUCGAAUCUACAGAAGAUACGGCAUCAUCAUUCACCUCAAGUUUCCGUCAAGGAAGAGGAAAAAACAAUUCCUGCUGAUCAUUCUGGUGACGAGAUUGAAGUUAUCGACUUGAAUUCCGAUACGGAGGAGGAAGAGCCGCCUGCAAAUUCUAAUGGUGUUAAUCAUGCCGGUGAUUUGCAACAAUUGGAUGAAGAACAUCCGGCUGACGGGCAAGUGACUCCCGGAAUAAGAAAGGAUAGUGCACCUAAAGCAGGGGAGCAUGCUAAAGUAGGCGAGAUUACACCUAAAGCAGGCAGUGAUGCACCUAAAGCAGGCAGUGAUGUACCUUCUAAAGCAACUAAAGAGGCGUCUGCGAAAGAGGAUACACAAAAUAUAAAUCAACAGAAUAAUUUGCCGAACGGAAAUGCGAUAAAAUCAGGUCAUGAUGCACGAGAUCAAAGCAAAGGGCAACCGGAUGCUUCCCAGCUUCUGAAUACAUCUGUACCAAUUGUAAAUCAGAGGAUUGAACACCGUAACGAAGAAUUUGGUACAGAGAACCAGCCGAUCGAGAUUUUGAGCGACAGUGAUAAUGAAGAUGAGCCAAUGAGUGAAGCUCAAGUUCUGCCUCAAGCACAUCAACUUCCACACACAAGUGACUCUGCGCAACACGACAAAUCAUCUGAUGUUUUUGAAGAUGCGCUUGUCACUCAGCCAUUUGAAAGGGAAAGCAAUGCUGUAGUUUCGAAGCCGUCUGAGGAUCAUAACGGAAACAUCAAUAGUGUGAGUCAAGUUCCCACCCAGCUGGAAUCUGGUGUUAGGGUUACUAAUUUGGGGCAGGAACCUUCAAAUAUGGCAGGGUCUGGGAGUAUAAGCGUGGAUGCACGUAAUACAAUUGUAAAAGCAGUUUCGGGUGCGUCCACUAAUGCUAAUUAUAAUACUGCCAAAGGCAACAAGACUGUGAAUGUUACUGGUGCUGAUAUUGCUACUAAUGUUACCACUGCGAAUAAUGGGGCUGGAAGUGUUGUGGCCAAUGCUUCUAAUAUAGAUUCUGUUGAUGCCGUGACCAACACAAAUGCCAAUGUUAUCAACAAUAAUUAUACUUCCAAUGCUAUGACUACAAAUACAGUUACCGGUAUUACUGGUGCUGCUUCUAACGCCAGUACAGGUACUGCUAUUGUAGAUGCAGCUUCCACCCAUGGAAAUUCUGCUAAUAGUGCCAAUGCGAAUGCUGCAACAAUCACAAAUUCCACUGUAAAUGUUACAAAUACCUUUGCAACUACCGCAAAUGCUACCAAUGCUACUGGUUCUGUUUCCCACAUCCCUAAUAUGGCUUCUAACAUUAAUACAAACGCUACUGGCACACGUGUUGCUUCGAAUAAUGCGAAUUACGUUCCUAUUCUUCCAGACACGGCUAAUCCAACAAAUGGUUCGCCUUAUGCUUCUCAUGUUCAUUCGCUAGCGACAUUUCCAGAUGGGGGUUCGAACUUUGGAUCCUCUAGAUUUGGCAUUCAUCCAUCGUCUGCACCUAUCGGAUCCCAACCUUCCAGAAAUGGGGCUUUUCAAAUGCAAGGUAAACUUCAACAACACCAUCAAAGCAUACGGCCAAUGCCAUCUCCUGCUGAUAUGAGAUCUACUGGAAGUGGACAGCAGCAGCAAAGAAUACUUCCUCGCUCUCUUGACGUGUUUGAGCCAAGAUACACGAAUUCAUUAACAACUCAGCAGCAGCAGCAGCAGCAGCUGACAGCAAACAAUUUGCAGAAGCAGCGUCAAUAUCAAGCUUUACAUCUUCAAUCGCAACGGCAAAAACUAAUAUCCAACAAUCCUAAUGUUCAGAACUUCCAACAGAAUGGGUUUGGUGGAUCCAACCGUGUGUCAUCUGCACCUAUAGCCAAUAGUUUUCCGAUGUCUGCAAGCAAUUCAUCUAGUGUCUCAUUGCCUCAAUAUACAUCACAUCAAGUUCCUGCAUCUACAAUUCCACAAAAAAGAGCAAGUGAGCCUAUUGUGACGCAACCAGUAGCCAAGAUGAGGCACGUGGAUGCUAUUGAUAUCAGUGAAGGCGAUGUAGAUAAUAUUCCACCCAGUGAAAGAAUGAAGAACAUGGAUCAAAGUUUUGUUGGGAAUUUAGGGUUUUUGCAAUCAAUCGUGACCGGAACGAAUGAAAAGAGUGAUGGAAAGAAUGCCAAUCCGAAACUUACGGAUGAAACAGCCAACUCAAAUCGGAAAGAUGACAAGUUCAGCCAGGUGCCUUUAAAAGCCGAAAUUUUUGAUCUUGAUAGAUUGGUUGAACGGCUUUUGAGUGUCGGUACAAAGUUUUCAUGCAGAGAUGCGGACCUGAGAAAUAGUUUGGUGCAUAACAGCACCAAUAAUUUAUUAAUGGAAUCGUGUAAAUCGGAAUUAUUGCGAGAGACAAGUAUUUCCAUCAUCAACUACUUGGGAAGCAUGCUAGCGAUUGCAUGCGAUGCACUUUCGUACAUAAUUCAACGGGAAAAGCGUAACUGUGUGGUUAUGUCAUGGAUGCUUACGAAGUACUACAAGCUUGAAGUGCUUUUUAAUGCAAGGGUGGAUGCUUUAACGGUCCAACUUCGGAAAGGAAGUCGGUAUACCAAUUCAAAAUGGCUGUUUUCACGCUUGUUGAAGAAAUCCUUUGAUGAUUUGAAGAAUACCCGUGAAGGCUCUGUUCCUAGUGCUUAUGAUAAAUAUGUGGCCUUUCAACUAGCAAUGUUCUUGAAGAGAUCUGGCCUUUUCUUCGAGUUACCAUGUACGGUGACUGGAAAAGAUAGGGUUUCAUUUGCUAAAAUUGAUGCGCAGGUGGAAACUUUCAAUAAAAUUCCCAUAGGUGCUCUUCCUACAGUAUUCUUUAACGCAGUUUCAGCACAUGGUGUGCCGAUAUCCCGUGACACCAACUGGCGUUCUACUGAUUAUGUGGAUUAUUUGAAGACGAUGACGCUGAACAAUGAGAAAGGGCGCGAUAUGGCUGCUUAUGCCAAACCGGUUGAUGGAUCAAGGAAAAGUGAAGAGGAAAGAAAUUAUCUGGAUGCAAAAAUAAGAGAGGAAUCUCGUGCGAAACUAGAAGCUGAGUUAAAGGAGAAGGAGCGUCGUGAGGCUGAAAAAAAGGAGAACGAAAGAUUUGAAUAUGAGAGAAAGGAAAGAGAACGACUUGAGUCUCAAAGAAAAGAGAAAGAAAGAUUGGAGACUGAAAGAAAGGAGAAAGACCGUCUAGAAGCUGAAAGAAAGGAGAAAGACCGUCUAGAAGCUGAAAGAAAGGAGAAAGAACGAAUAAAGGCUGAAAGAAAGAAAAAAGAACGACUUGAGGCUGAAAGAAAAGAAAAAGAACGUCUAGAAGCUGAAAGAAAAGAAAAAGAACGUCUAGAAGCUGAAAGAAAAGAAAAAGAGCGUUUGAAAGCUGAAAGAAAGAAAAAAGAACGACUUGAGGCUGAAAGAAAAGAAAAAGAACGUCUAGAAGCUGAAAGGAAAGAAAAAGAGCGUUUGAAAGCUGAACAAAAAGAAAAGAAACGUCUAGAAGCUGAAAGGAAAGAAAAAGAGCGUUUGAAAGCUGAACAAAAAGAAAAGAAACGUCUAGAAGCUAAAAGAAAAGAGGAGGAACGUAUGGAAGCAGAAGCUAGAAAGAAAAAUGAAGAGAGAGCAAGACUUGAGGCUUCGAGAGCUGCAGAAGAAAAAAAGGUGAGAGAGAAAUCAAGAGCUAAGAGAGCCGAGUUGGAGAGAAAAAUAUUGGCGAAAACCAAAAGCCAGCAAGACAUGUUGAAUAAGUGGAGAUUUGACAUUCUGGACAUGAAAAGCAAGCAGUUGGAACAGUCAAAAGUUCGAAAUAAGUCUCCGUUGCUCAAAGGUACCACCGGUGGAAAUGGUGUGGCAUCUAACUCGAAGACGGUUUCAACUGUGGUCAAUGAUAAAACGACACACGUAAAAGAUUUGAAGAAGCCGUCGACGGACUUUUCGGUUGGAAAUAGUAAUUUAGCAAUGCUUCAGCAGCUUCAGAAGUCUCUAGCAGAGAGACAACAACUGUUACAGAAGCGGAUGAAUUUCAGAGGUCUUGUGUCCAAAAGCUUGAGCCCGGCAGUGAAAACUGAUGAUAAACAAGUCAAGAAGAAACAUUCUUCAGAAAAAAAUGAGACUGCAGAUUCAAGUGCAGUGGACGGGCAGAAAAUUGUGCAGGGAGAGCAGAAAAAGAAGACUGAGAUACUUCCAACUGUCAAGGCAUCUGCAAGUGGGCUACUAGGAUUUUCUGCAUCACUCACUGGUUUCAGGGAAUUGCUGCAGAGGAGAAAAUCUGACUUAGAUGGCUCGAAAGAAUCUAAAAAGGGUAAGACUGAUGAUGAAUAUGGGCCACCAUUGCCUCCUCCUCCAGGAGUCCCCCCUAACCGGACUGCAAAAGGUGUUCAGUGA
Molecule: messenger RNA, 5547 nt
Organism: Brettanomyces bruxellensis
Lineage: Eukaryota; Fungi; Ascomycota; Pichiomycetes; Pichiales; Pichiaceae
Exons: 2
Coding region: 1-5547 (1848 amino acids)
Biological process (GO): protein sumoylation
Molecular function (GO): SUMO ligase activity; zinc ion binding
Source: RefSeq, a predicted model, not a curated record